GGGGGGGGGCAGGGUGAUGACGCCAAAUACAAUAGGUGCCUUUGGUUAUAGCUCUGUGGCAAUACAUUUGAUAGUUUUCAACCAGGAAACCCAAGCCAGUCGAAUUGAUACGUGAGGAAGUUAAACAAAGCACGUCACGAUUGUUGCCUUAGACCCGGAUCAUAGAGUCAGAACGUGGCGCCUAGAAGGGAUCCUGCCAAGCUAGCUCCUCUAUUUCCGGGUGUAUGAACGCUGCAUGUUUCCUAGGGGAGGGGGGGUUGAUUCGGCCGGCUUCAGACGCUCAGCGGGGAAGUAACUACAUUGACCCGAGCUGCGGGGAAGAGAGCAGCAACAGGUGCUGACAAUGGCUCAAGAUUCACCUAGAAGCGAAGUGGCUGAAAUUCCUGUGACCAGCAAUGGAGACGUUGAUGAUGCAUCAGAGCAUAGUUUUAAUUUGGAUCUAAAGCGCUCAAUAUCGGCUGGACUUGGACUCUCCGAAACUCAGAUCAGUUCACAUGGCAUUGAUAGCACUGCAGAAGGUUUCAUCGAAUCAGGACCCUUUCAAGGUUCCUUCACUACUCCCAGGUAUCCAGUAAUAUCCCCUAGCAGUGCAGCAGCUAGCAGAUUGGCUGGCCAAGGAGAUGAUAUAAUUGUUCCCCCAGAUGAGCUGCAAAGGAAACAGACGAGUGGCCCAGUUGUUCUUGCAGAGGAGCCUAGAAGCACGGCUGUUGAAAAAUUUGACCUUGUUCGAAAAUGGAGCCUAAACACAUACAAGUGUACGCGCCAGAUCAUCUCUGAGAAAUUAGGUCGUGGCUCCAAAACAGUGGACCUGGAGCUGGAGUCCCAGAUAGAAAUCCUUCGGGAUAACAAAAAGAAGUACGAGAAUGUACUGAAGCUGGCACAGACUCUCUCCACACAGCUCUUUCACAUGGUACAAACUCAGAGACAGUUGGGAGAUGCUUUCGCUGACCUCAGCUUAAAAUCACUAGAACUUCAUGAGGAGUUUGGAUACAAUGCAGAUACGCAGAAACUUCUUGCCAAGAAUGGGGAGACUCUCCUGGGAGCCAUGAACUUUUUUAUUUCUGGCGUAAAUACUCUAGUUAACAAAACCAUUGAAGACACCCUGGUUACCGUGAAGCAGUAUGAAACAUCCAGGGUUGAAUAUGAUGCAUACCGUACAGACCUUGAAGAACUUAACAUGGGCCCACGUGAUGCCAUCACAUUGCCAAAGAUUGAACAAUCGCAGCAGCUUUUCCAUAGCCACAAGGAGAAGUAUGACAAUAUGCGGAAUGAUGUUUCCAUCAAGCUCAAGUUUCUGGAGGAGAACAAGGUAAAAGUGCUGCACAAUCAACUUGUCUUGUUCCACAACGCAAUAGCCGCCUACUUUGCCGGAAAUCAGAAGCAACUGGAAGAGACGCUGAAGCAGUUUCAUGUGAAGUUGAAAACACCAGGCGUGGACGCCCCAUCCUGGUUGGAAGAGCAGUAAUAAAAUAAGCAACAGAAUGAAUGGUUUAUGCAUAUUGGCCAAGUCUAGUUAACAAGGGGACUGAGAGGGAAGGUGACAACCCUAAUAUUUUAUAUACAGACCACUUUUUGUCCUCCUGUUCAAUCAUGUCCAAAUCGGUGUAAGAGGCUUUAAUAGAUACAAAUUUAAUUUCUGUAAUUUAACUAGAAAAAAAAAGUAUGUUCUAUAUGGGGGGGGUUGAGAAUCUUUUUCUGUGGUUAAAAAAUAAAUAAAGUCCAAUGUAGAUUUGCA
Molecule: messenger RNA, 1735 nt
Organism: Xenopus laevis (African clawed frog)
Lineage: Eukaryota; Metazoa; Chordata; Amphibia; Anura; Pipidae
Gene: arfip1.S
Product: ADP ribosylation factor interacting protein 1 S homeolog
Exons: 9
Coding region: 344-1465 (373 amino acids)
Biological process (GO): regulation of Arp2/3 complex-mediated actin nucleation; intracellular protein transport; intracellular protein localization
Cellular component (GO): trans-Golgi network membrane; Golgi apparatus; Golgi membrane
Molecular function (GO): protein domain specific binding; phosphatidylinositol-4-phosphate binding; phospholipid binding
Source: RefSeq, a predicted model, not a curated record